Caenorhabditis angaria is the source of this 1560-nucleotide messenger RNA. The record is from the annotation of a GenBank genome assembly. Lineage: Eukaryota; Metazoa; Nematoda; Chromadorea; Rhabditida; Rhabditidae.
AUGACUUUGAUUAUUUUAUUACCUAUAUUUUCUUUAUUGCUUCCUACAGUUCACACAACUUAUGGUAUUUGUUUAUAUGUAUUUUCGACACUUUUCUGCAAUAUCUGAAUUUCAGAAUGUCCGAGUAGUUUGACAAUUAACUCAUCUGGAUAUGUGUUUCCGAACGAUUGGAAAUGGUCAACAGAUCCAGCUCCGAGUUAUGAUACUGUUCUAGAUUGUUCAUGGACUUUUAACAUUCCAAAAGGCAGUUUUGCACAAUUGUUAGUUACAGCUGCAACUCCUGCACAAGGUUCAAUUACAGUGAAAAAUUGUGUAGGAGAUCGAGAAAUUGUUCCGAGUACCGCAAGCAAAGAACCAUAUUAUUUUCUAACUCCUCAAUUCACAGUUCAUCUUCUUGUUUCUAACAAUGUUAGUGGAACUUUUGGAUUCACUGUCAAAAUGUCAGAAUGUAUGUUUUCCUCAUUUUGAGUUCUUGAAAGUCUGGUUUUUCAGUUCCAUCAACUCAGCCUAGUCUCUUCAAAGUAACAAACAGUCCGUUAAUUUUGACUAACGUGAACACAGUUCUACUAACUUCGGAAAAUCGAGUUUCGUUGAUUGCUUCUUCUGCGAGUGAUCCUACUAAUAAUUCGAAUUUACGAAUGUUUGCAAUUUUUGAUGGAUCCGAUACAACUGCACCAUUUAUGGCAAAUAUGCGACAAAUUGUUAGUUCUCGAAAUCAAUUAAUAUCGAGUGGUCAAAAUUUGACAAUCGUCAAUUUAGUUCCUGGAACUACUAUUGGUAAUUUAAUCGUUGUUCAAGAUUUUUCAAAUGUUCAACAUUUCAAUCAAUAUAAACUUGCUGAUUGUUCAAAUAAAGAAAUGUGUUCAAUUGGGCUUGAUGCUCGUGAUGGAAUGGCUGCUGUUGUUUCAGUUUCAUUAGAAGAUCGAUAUAUUAGUAAUAUUGAAUUGACAUCAGUUGUUGCAACUCUUGGAGUUUACUAUGGAGCAAAUUACACGUGAGAGAUUACAAGAUUUGAUUUAUCUAUUGAUCAAUAUUUUCAGUGGCGCUUUGGAAGAUGUUCCACAAAAAUUCAACAAUCACAUGACUACAAUUGCAUUAAAUCAAGGAAGUGCACUUCUAGAAUAUACGACUCAAAAAGUUGCCAAUUGGAACAAAUCUUAUCUUAAUAGAAAAGGAUUUUUCGCUUCGCAAAAUUUUGGAAUUCCAUCUUCAAACCAAGAUGUCAGUGAGAUGUUGAACGGAAAAGAAGAAUUUUCAUACGGAAUUCAGAUUUAUGAUAAUGGACUCAUCGGAAAUGCAACACUUCAAAUAUAUACUUAUGAUACUGCUGGAAGAACUAUAUCGAGUCAACUUUAUAAUGCCAAUAUUCUUCCAUCUGUUAAUAAAAUGACUUUUCAAUGUGCCUCAAUUUCAUUCGAUUAUAUGACUAAUGGAGAAAUAACUACUGGUUUCAAUAUGAAUUUUGAAAUUCAGAAAAACAACUUUUUCGAUAGUUCAGCUAACUCUCAAGUUACAUUUUUUACAGUUCUAUCGAGUAUUGUUUUGAUGUUCAUUUUUUGA